AUGUCGAUGGGGCUGGAGAUCGGCGGCGUGGCCUUGUCCGUGCUGGGUUGGUUGUGCAGCAUCAUCUGCUGCGCGCUGCCCAUGUGGAAGGUGUCGGCCUUCAUCGGCAACAACAUUGUGACGGCCCAGAUCCUCUGGGAAGGGCUGUGGAUGAGCUGCGUGGUGCAGAGCACGGGGCAGAUGCAGUGCAAGGUCUACGACUCCAUGUUGGCGCUGCCGCAGGACCUGCAAGCCGCCCGCGCCCUGCUGGUGGUGUCCAUCAUCUUGGCCGUCUUGGGCUUAAUGGUGGCCAUUGUGGGCGCCCAGUGCACCCGCUGCGUGGAGGACGAGAGCACCAAAGCCAAGAUCACCAUCGUCUCUGGCGUCAUCUUCCUCCUCUCUGGCGUCAUGACCCUCAUCCCUGUCUGCUGGUCGGCUAACACCAUCAUCCGGGAUUUCUACAAUCCACUGGUGAUUGAAGCACAGAAGCGGGAGCUGGGGACCUCACUCUACGUGGGCUGGGCGGCCUCCGCACUCCUGAUGCUGGGGGGGGGCCUGCUCUGCUGCUCCUGCCCCCCCAAAGACGACAGGUACCCCACGGGCAAGGUGGCCUACUCCGCCCCACGCUCCGCCGUCACCAGCUACGACAAGAGGAACUAUGUCUGA
This is a messenger RNA of Cinclus cinclus, 645 nucleotides long. RefSeq names its product claudin-3-like. The transcript has a single exon. Gene Ontology annotation, cellular component: bicellular tight junction; plasma membrane. The record is from RefSeq and is a predicted model, not a curated record. Bases 1 to 645 code for a protein of 214 amino acids. Gene Ontology annotation, molecular function: structural molecule activity. Gene Ontology annotation, biological process: bicellular tight junction assembly; cell adhesion. NCBI's taxonomy places the organism in Eukaryota, Metazoa, Chordata, Aves, Passeriformes, Cinclidae.